Paramacrobiotus metropolitanus is the source of this 2051-nucleotide messenger RNA. RefSeq lists its product as uncharacterized. The coding region runs from base 329 to 1375 and encodes 348 amino acids. The transcript is spliced from 8 exons. The record is from RefSeq and is a predicted model, not a curated record. Lineage: Eukaryota; Metazoa; Tardigrada; Eutardigrada; Parachela; Macrobiotidae. Gene Ontology annotation, molecular function: protein binding; peptidyl-prolyl cis-trans isomerase activity.
UUGACCAAAUCCUUCAGACUUCGGAGACCUCGAGUUUCAAUUAGGUUAAAAUACAAAAGUGAGUAAAUUACAUAAGCAGAAUUUUUAUGACAGAUAAGCGUCAAUUAAAGCAUGGUGGUAUUAGUCUUCCUGUGAGUUUCUUUUUGCGGUUGCGGUAAACGCAAGCUACUGGAAGCAGGGUAUACUUUUAAAAGAAAUUCGGUUGGCUCGGUGUGUCCGACAAUUGUGAGGAAAAAGCUUUGCGAGCAAAAUGUCGGUCGGCUAUGGUCAAGCUUUCGACAGUUUGGUAAUGAUCUGAUCCUUUAAUUGCGCUAUCUGGAAAACCACCAUGGGCGUGUUGCGGGCAUUUUUGGCUUGGCUACUCAGUUGGAUUCCUUGGCUGAAUCGGAAAGCGGUAGAAGACCAAAGAAAUGUUCAUCCUGCGCCAGUCCUGCUGCGAAUUAGUGAUCAGCCAACCGGAAAAUCCCUUGUCCACCAGAAUACGCCUACGGCCAACAUAAACUACGCUGACGAUGAGCCUAACACCGACGAUACGGCAACUCUUCUCGCGUCCACCACGUCUGUUGGAUUGACACGCUCCGCACAGAAUUGUUCUCCCAUGGACUUCACUCACGUCAGCAGGCCUCGUCCAGCGAAACUUCCUGCAUUUCAGAAAACUGAGUUUGUGGAGAACUGGCUGCAGAAUGAUAUUGCUAAACCGCCUAAACCGGAAGUCGGUGGUUCCAGCUUGAAUAGUGCUCGCAAGAGUUCGCGUGCAUCUAGUAAAGACAGUCACGAAUCUGGGAAUCCAGUAGCCACCGAUUAUAAAAAUGUGGAAGGAUGCCCAGCAGAUGAAAUAGGGAAAAGUAUAAUACGCCAAGCGGCUGAUGAAGCAGUCCAGCCAUCUCCAACUGCAAUCGUCACCUAUCUGUACCGCGUGUCAGUGUAUCCCAGUUUCAAGCUGCCGGUAGUCUAUUGUAUGGACCGCGGUUUCCCUCAGAAACAUAGGCUUGGUAAUGGGGAAAUUAUGCCGCCAGGGCUUGAAAUUGCCCUGCUUCAUAUGCGAGAAGGCGAAUGGUCAAAGUUUCGUAUCGCUUCAAAGCACGGAUACGGAAAAUCCGGGAAAAGAGCCUUCGAUGUAUCGUCCACAACUGUCUUGUACGUGGAAGUGGAACUACUGAAAGUCCAGGAAACUGCUAUGGCGGACAAGGUAGCCUCGGAGGAACCCUUCUUUUGGACAGAGACAUUCUCGCAAUCGGAAUUAACCAUCGCUCAACGACAGCUGUGGUCUUUGGGCAAAGUAUCCUAUGAAGAAAAAGAAUAUACACAGGCAUACGAACGCUUUUCAAAGGCGAUUGAAAUUGGAACGACAUUGAAAGUUGGAGAAAAAAGAUGAAGGGAUUUUAAGCCAACGAAAUUCUACUUUGGCUCAUUUGUAUAACAACCAGGCUCUUACAUGCCUCAUGUUAUCUAAAUGGGAUGAAGCCAUUCAGAAUGCCAAGUCAGUUUUGCAGCUGAAAGCCGACUGGAAGACGUGUCAUAAGGCUGUGCACUCUAUGGCGAAAGCAUAUUUCGAGAAAGGUGAUUCAAACCGAGCAACGGAUACCGCUCAACGGGGACUAACUUAUUAUCCUAAUUCUCCAGACCUGAAAAAAAUCAUUGAAAAGUGUCAGCACGGCACCAAAGAAUUUGAAGAGAAUCUUCGCCUGAGACUUUUGAAUGAACACCGGGAAUCGCGUAGCUUGCUUCACCAGGCGUAGUUAUGCCCGUGGACCGGAAACAAUUGACAGCAGAUACAUCUUAUUGUGAAACUAUAAAGUGCCAGUUUUCGGUACAUUUUGUGUUUAAAGGUGAUUUUCUAAUCGGUAGCAAAAGGUUUAUGGUUUGAAUUUAUUUUAAUGAACGGGUCUAUGUUUUCAUAAGGCGAUUUCUUCGUUUAUAUGUUUCGCGCAACCUUGGUUUCUGGUUUCUGGUUUCUGGUUUUGUUCCUCUUUAAAGUUGUAAAUAUACUUUUUUUUGCGUUUUUUAAGCCGUUUGUAGGAUGUAACAGGUUUCACUGAAUGCCGCGAAUU